This is a messenger RNA of Suillus subaureus, 1011 nucleotides long. Its product is annotated as kinase-like protein. Gene Ontology annotation, biological process: protein phosphorylation; regulation of MAPK cascade; intracellular signal transduction. The transcript has 6 exons. Gene Ontology annotation, cellular component: cytoplasm. The coding region runs from base 1 to 1011 and encodes 336 amino acids. Gene Ontology annotation, molecular function: ATP binding; protein tyrosine kinase activity; protein serine/threonine kinase activity. The record is from RefSeq and is a predicted model, not a curated record. Lineage: Eukaryota; Fungi; Basidiomycota; Agaricomycetes; Boletales; Suillaceae.
AUGCUUUCUCUCCCAAAAGCACAUUCCCAAUCCCAAUCGCAGCGCAUACCAGGAUGGAUUGCAGACGCCGUCUCCCCUCUCUCGGAAUUCAUGAUUAACGUCGAUCCCCAAGAAUACUUUGCAGACCUCCAAGAAAUUGCAGAAGGCGAGAGCGGCUCCGUAUACGCCGCACGCCUCGUCUGUCCCCCUAACACGCUCUCUCUACCCCCCGGAACGACGCACGUAGCCAUAAAAGCCAUCACAAUCCACCCAGCUGUAUCUCCGAAGCUUCAAGACCUGAGCCACGAGAUGGAGUUGAUGCGCGGGGUGCAUCACGAGCAUGUAUUGCGCAUGGACGCGUUUUAUGUGAAUUUGGUGGAUGAUUCGGUGUGGAUACGGAUGGAGCUGAUGGAGAGGAGCUUGGCGGAUGUUGUGGGGCUUGUUGGGGAGGGGUUGUCGUUGCAGGAGAGGAUGAUUGCGCGGUUUGCUAGUGAUGUCCUACUUGCGCUCGAAUACCUCCAAAAACACCAUAUAGCCCACCGAGACGUCCGUUCUGACAACCUGCUUUUAAACGCGAGCGGAAUCGUAAAAGUUGCUGACUUCUCGAAUGCUGUGCGUGUGACGAGGAAUUCUCCGAUGUGUUUUGGGGCUGUGGGCGUCAUUUACUGGCAGGCUCCAGAGAUGCGAGUUGGAGCAUACAAUGCGCUCAAAGUCGACGUCUGGUCUCUAGGCGCAACGGUUUGGGAACUAGCACAAACAGAACCGCCCUUUGCAGAUGUUCAAGACCCGCGACAAAUCGGUAUUCAGUGGCCGCCUCUACGUCAACCGGAGCUUUACUCGCGCGGGUUUCAUGAGUUUUUGAAGUUAUGCUCGAGGCCGUAUGGGUCGAGGCCGAAUCCUAAUGAGUUGGUGAACACGCCUUUCAUCCGCAACGCAUGCGGCCGAGCGGUGAACGUCCAACUUUUAUCACAGUGUAGAGCUAUUGAAGAGCAUAUGUUGCAAAGGGAGAGUGAGAGUGGUGGGGAGUCGUGA